UCAAUUGUAACAAUUUCGAGGCGUAUUUUCUUGAUUCUAGUACAGCAUUGUGAAUAUUUUCUUCAUUUGUUUCCAUCGAUUUAGUUUAGUGAACAGUGAAUUGUAACGUGGUGAUUUUCAUAACGUACGGAGAUAAACUUUUGAUAGGCCUAAUUAGUAGCGCGCGAAAAAUGAACUAAUAAGUACCUACUUACUUGUGGUAAAAAAUGGUUCUCGAGUGACAUUUGAUUUAUUAUGCGGAGAAAUUUGUGAACAUUUUCUAAAUACGUGAUGCUAAUUAAUGUCAAAAUGCUGAGAAUUUUAGUGUUGAGUUGUAUUUUAAUUUUGAAUUUUAAUAUUUCAAAUUGCGAAGAUAUUUGCUCAUUAUGUGAUUGCAAAGCAAAUGCCCUCGAUUGUUCAGAAAAGACAAUAUCUGUGGUACCUGAUAAUUUGAAAAAUGGAAAUAAAUCAAUAAUAUUGUUUGAGCACAAUUCAAUAAUACAUUUGCACAAAUUGCCGCAAUUAAAAGUUACCUAUCUUUCGUUUGCCUAUAAUUCUAUUAAUCGCAUUGAUGAUUCAGCAUUCAAGAAUCUUUAUAACUUGACGACGUUAGAUUUGAGUAAUAAUUACCUGACUUCAAGUAGUUUAAUGCCCAAUGUUUUCAAAGGGAAUUACUUACCAGAAAUGUAUGAGCCAUUGCGCAGUUUGAAAGAAUUAAACUUGAGCAAUAAUUUAUUGCACACCUUACAUCCUGCAGUUUUUGAGCAUUUACCAUAUUUGGAAAAAUUAAUAUUGAGUAAAAAUCCAUUAAAAGUUCUCAAUCAAGGAAUAGUUAAUGCCUUGUCUUCGUUGCCUCAUUUAAAGGAAUUGCAUUUAUCGAACGCUUCUUUAAAAGUGCUACCAGAGAAUAUUUUUCAUGGGCCCAGGUAUCUGGAAGUUAUAGAUCUAUCUUACAAUCAAUUCAGAGAACCACCGAUCCAACUGGAAAACACCCAUUCUUUGAAAUGGCUUUCUUUGGACGGAAAUCCAUUCAAAUACAUUGAAUCCUUUAUGACGUUACCAUUCCUACAAAUAUUACAUUUAUCAAAAAUGCCAGAACUGGUCACUAUAAAAAACCGAUCUUUGAGCACCCUUCCUCUUUUGGAAGAAUUUUACUGUUCUGACAACCGAAAAUUAGUCAAAAUUUCAAAGGAUGCUUUCAGUGCUCGAAGCAAUCAAGACGAAGAAGGUGAAGUCUGGCCUCCUCUGAAAGUAUUGGUAUUGAACAAUAAUGCUCUAAGAUACAUCGAAAGCCAUUUAGUGAGCAGAUGGGAAAGCUUGAAGGUGAUCGAUUUACAACAAAACCCCUGGAUGUGCGACUGUGAGAAUCAGUGGUUGGUUUCUACUCUCACUCCUAUUAUACAAAAAACCUCACCGGAAAUGUUGAAUUCUUUCCAGUGUUCUGAACCAGUAGAAAUGAAAAACAGAUUCAUUCUAGAUCUUUAUCAUCGAAGUUAUGAAAUGCGAUGCCUAGAUAUGUACGACCAUACUCCAGAAUACGACGGAAAACUUUUAAUAGACAUUUUAAUAUUAUCAAUAAUAUCAGCACCGUUGAUAAUGGCUGCUUUAAUAUAUUAUAAAAGAAAACGGCGGGCUUUGAUGUUUCACAAAGUACCCUCACAAGCUGAAUUUUUAAAUUAUUCUCAAUUGCAUGUACUUACUUACACUAAAUGACUUCCUUUGGUUUAAUUACAAAAUUCAUUAAUCUACGGCUAGGCUAAUAAUUUCUGCAUUUUUUUUUCUUCGUUUGUAUUGUAAGUAGAUAUUACCUUCAGCUUUAGGAUGGUAAUGUGUUGUUACUAAAAAAAAAAAUUAUUUGAAGUUCAAUUUCAUAAUUUUUGUACGAAGUACAUAUUUACGGAGAGAUGUAACAUACGUAAUAUACACCUUAAUUAUGAA
This is a messenger RNA of Planococcus citri (citrus mealybug), 1917 nucleotides long. Its product is annotated as leucine-rich repeat neuronal protein 1-like. The coding region runs from base 271 to 1692 and encodes 473 amino acids. Gene Ontology annotation, molecular function: protein binding. The transcript is spliced from 6 exons. Gene Ontology annotation, cellular component: extracellular matrix. NCBI's taxonomy places the organism in Eukaryota, Metazoa, Arthropoda, Insecta, Hemiptera, Pseudococcidae. The record is from RefSeq and is a predicted model, not a curated record.